GUUUCACAACGUUGGAUUUCGGGCGACAAACAACCGUGCUUUUUAAUGAACUCGUAUCGCCUGUUCAUACAAAGGUCGAUGUGUGAUGAUCAGAGAAGGAUGAAGCUUAAUCAAUGCUGAAUGAACUCCGACGUUACCGACACCCCGGAUAUGCCGAUGCUCGGGGCGCGUCGCCAAAACAACCGAAAAACGACCCAUCUCUGCCCUGCAGACGAUGAUGCCGCUGAUGCCACCGCGGUUACAUCAACGAAGCUGUCUGUCAAAUGAGAGGCUUAUUGUGGUCAGUCCUGGGGAUUCUGGGGAUAGUCAGAUCGUAGCGACUGUGAUGAAACCUCGCGACAAUUUCAUGCGUCGACCUGCGCAGGACGGCGUGACAUGCACAUACAGCAGGUACGUAUCUCGUUCCUGGUCGCGAUAUGAAUACCUUAUUUGCGCCCGCGUUUUGGUUGCUUGCUUGUUCCUUUGUUUUAAUCCAGGUUGUUGUAGACUCCGUAGGUGGCCCCGCUACCGUUUUAAAUGCCGGCGUAUGGAGCGCGGAAGCUGGAUGAGAUGUUUAUGAUCAGACCCUCUUUGUCAAGAGGAGAAUGUGAAAGCUUGACGAUGGCCACUUCCUAUCUACUCACGAAUACCUUCCAUCAUUUACUUGAUGCCUUGCGCCUCUAUUUUUAUGCCCAACUAGACGACUUCUCAGCCAUUGUAGUGAUUGCACGGCGAUGACACUACGGCCCCCUUGAAAACCCGAUGCCGAGAGGCCGUAGCGCUGAAUUUGGUUUGCGGUGCGGGCAGCGGCCGAGCAUGAUUUCCAAGCUUCAUUUCCAUGGGGGUCACAAUAAAAUAGCUACAUCUUGAAUGAUACCUGCUGAAUCGCGACGUUUUAUUCAUCUUCAAGGUUCCUUAGGCAUGGGUUUGAUACAUAGGUGCUGUAAUGUAUGACGUGCACUUAUGGAUUAUUCUUGUCUUUCGGAUAGAGCUCAGUUGAUUCAUAGGUCUGUCCUCAGUGAUCGAAGGCCUGUAACGUUCGGGUGCGGAUUUCUUUCAACCUUUGCCCUGUCGGUUUACGACCCACACACCCCCGUGGCUCUCCUCCGUUUCCCGUUCUCCGUCCCCCGUUUCUUCUGCCUCUUUUGUUGAUGUUCCUGCCUUUGUCUUCAGGCUGUCCUGUCCGCUUUGUCGCCCUUUCGUGCUUUUGCCUUGCCAGUCACCUCCGCUUCCUCCGCCCCCUUCUCCUCUUCAUUUCCACUUCCUCCCAUCUUGCCCCAUACACGCGAUAUUUUUUGUGAAAGAUCUUGUUUCUACUGUUCAUAGUAGUCUGAGACUGCUAUUUCCAUUUUUCUGCUGUUGUCUGGACAUUGUGUGCGAAUUGCCUGGACAGCCGGACUUAGGUAAAGGCUCUCCGACUCAGUUUGAUCGCCCCGGGCUUGGGUCCUCUCCUUCAUCCGAUCGCACGGCGCCGCCAUUUCGGUUGUUUUCGCCUACCAACUUUCCUAACGAGUGCGUAAGCUAUUCCUUCUGCUGAACUCGCUGCAGCAACAGACUUUUUAUCUUGUUCUGUUCUUCAAUUUUUACCAUUUUCUAUGUGGUGGCUCCCGCCUUGUUCAGCCGCCCGAAAAUCCCCCAAAUUCGCGCGUGCCUUCCGUUCGGCCUCGCUUGCCUCCUCCUUCCUCACACGGGGCCCUCCGGUCCUCUGCCGUUAUUUUCACACGGAGCCCACCCCGAGAAUUUCUUCCUUUCAUCAACCAUUUUCGCUACCAUUUCAUCAUCCUCAGCAGCAUUUACUUACCAAUACCCUUACAGCCGUCAAUCGUUCCUCAGACUCACAGUUCCAAUAGUCCGCCGCCGACCAUGUCGUCUGGCGUUGUACGCUCUACCGCCCUCCGGGCUGGCGGUGCUUGCGUGCGUUGUCGCAAGGGCAAGACAAAAUGCGUUUAUGAGAAUGGCCGAGCGCCAUGCAAGAACUGCGCAAAGGGAAUGCAUGACUGCUAUCUGCCUUCAGAGAGUAUGGCUCAUCACCAUGGUCAAAGCCCAGCGCGACACGCCAAUCCUCAUCGGCCACCUCGCGACAGUCUUCCUGCUGCAGGACCUGGCGUUGUUGCUGAAGCGCGACAGCCUGUGGUAGGCUCCAGUGCUGCUCGUCAUGUUCAAACAGGUUCCGAUAAGCUCACUCCCGAACUGAUCGCCGAGUGUGAACGUGUUGUAUCGAAAACAUUUCCAGCUUGUGUUGCGUUUCACAAGCCCUCGUUUGUACAACAGCUGAAGAGCGCAUCUUUGGACGCUGCUUUGGUCUACGGUCUUUUGACUUGUGCCGCCAGGAGCUCUCCGAGUCUGAUCCGCCGAUAUGGAGGUCCUACUCAAGCUGCAGAGACAUUUGCUGCCAAGGCCAUGACCCUUAUCAACCAAAACUUGGAUCAUCCCAAUCUCGUCGACAUUCAGGCUCUAUGCUUGAUCAUUAUCCACGAAUGGGGCUCGCGAAAUGCCGUUCGUGCCUACAUUUACUUGGGGCAAGCGGCACGCAUGGUUCAGAUGUAUCGCAUCUUGAACAGCCAUCAUGCGUCCCCAGAUGGCGAUAUGUUCUUGCGGGAUGAAUCUCUUCGGCGUACUGUUUGGCUUAUUUACAUCUUGGAUUGUCUUUUAACCAGCACACCGGGACGUUUCGCCGCACUGUCUCCCCUCGACACCGCAGACGUGCCUUUGCCUUGCUCCGACAUCAACUUUGCAUUUGGCAACGCUGUCUUUGUCAAGACCCUGCGACAGCAGCUUGAUCCUACUGCCGUUCCACCUGGCCAACCACCAUCCGAGAUUGGAGAGUUUGGUUAUAUCGUCUUGGCAUCGACAAUCUGGCGUGACGUUGUUGGAAUGCUUACCACUACUACCCUCGCGAGUUUCCGCGAGGAGGACUGUGGCGAUUUAAUUGCCAAGAUCGAGGGUCUUCGAGCUUCUUUGCCCAUGCAGUUCGUGGACAAGCCGGGCCAGAUCAACCUACACAUGACGAUGGGCUCUGGCUACACCUUUGCCAUGCUCCACUGCCUCCUACAUUGCGCAACGAUCUUUGUCCAUCGAAGGCGUCUGUUGCAGGAAGUUACUUCAGUCAACUUCAACCUAGAGUCAUUCCGCCUUAACGCUCGAUGUCACGAUAUCAUUGAUCGGCUCUUUACUUCCUGCCACGGCACGAUCUCUCUACUGACCGCUGUCGAGGCAGGCUCUGAGAAGGACCACACCCCUUGCUUCCCGAUCUUCAUGCUAUUUUCAGCCUUUACAGCCAGUGCCACUGUUGCCUACCUGUCUCUCAAGGGCCUCACACCGCCCAACGCUGUCGAGACCGCCGCUCACAUUGUCAAGGAUGGUCUACGAUUUAUGAGUGAUGGCACUGAGAACUGGCCUCUGAUGGGCAGCUGGCUUCGACACCUCACCGUCAUGCAAAGAGUGCUCAACAACGAUGCUGCGGCUGCCAAUGGUGGCUCCUUGCGCCAUGGCUCGACAUCUCACGGUGCGGGUGUUAAGGACGAAAUCUCAUCCAACGCUGACACCAACCCGGAUGCGAUGGACUAUGACCAGCAGACCAACCAUGCAGGUAGCGUCUCAGGUCAGGGCAAUCCUCGAUCUGUCUCAGAGUCUGUGCGUGGCGACAGUGAGCCUCCUGUUGUUCUGGCAAGACGACCUGGCGUUACAACCAUCAACGGGUCUGGGGGAGCAUCCACCCCUACGACAGUUUCGCCACCACCGUCCAAUACGACCCACGGAACAGUACCCGAUAUCAAACAACAGCCUAGCCCAGAAAUGGCAAAUGGGAUUGUGCCUCCUCAGGAUGGACAGACGACGAGCCAGGAUAUGACUGCACCGGAGCUUUGCCAAGCCUUCGAGCGACAGCUCCUUGAUCUCGAUGAUCUUGCGGCUUUCAUGGGCGGAGGGGUUUAGUGAGACGAGGCUAUGAAUAAUUUUCAACAGAAAUAAUGAGGGUCUUUAGCGAUUGGUAUCAAAUUUUGGGCAAAUGCAAGAUCAUAAUGGUGAAGUCGGGGGAUCGCUACAUUAACAAGAGACUUGCCAGGGUUUUUGUAGGACUACGUUGCGAAGGAAUACCCAAUAUAACCUGGAAGGGCGUUGGGGAGAGAGUCUUUUUUGGUACCUAGAGGUACCCAGUCGAUAUAUUCAAGAAGUCGGUGUUCUCCUUUCCUUCGAGACACCAACAGUUACAACCCAUGUUUGCUGUGAAGUGCAUGUAACCAACCCUGAUAUGGAUAGAACCUAUCCGAGCACCAAGCAUGUCGAUUUUGGUUUGAGGCUAG
Molecule: messenger RNA, 4280 nt
Organism: Fusarium odoratissimum NRRL 54006
Lineage: Eukaryota; Fungi; Ascomycota; Sordariomycetes; Hypocreales; Nectriaceae
Exons: 3
Coding region: 1843-3912 (689 amino acids)
Biological process (GO): regulation of DNA-templated transcription; DNA-templated transcription
Cellular component (GO): nucleus
Molecular function (GO): DNA-binding transcription factor activity, RNA polymerase II-specific; zinc ion binding; DNA binding
Source: RefSeq, a predicted model, not a curated record